This is a messenger RNA of Penicillium atrosanguineum, 282 nucleotides long. RefSeq lists its product as uncharacterized. The record is from RefSeq and is a predicted model, not a curated record. The transcript has a single exon. The coding region runs from base 1 to 282 and encodes 93 amino acids. NCBI's taxonomy places the organism in Eukaryota, Fungi, Ascomycota, Eurotiomycetes, Eurotiales, Aspergillaceae.
AUGGUUGGAUGCAUGGAUGCAGACGAUGGCAUGUGGCUCAGCAUGCUAUCCUACGAGCGAUUUAUCAGGCUAGAUGCUCAAGGCAACAUUACUCACCAGAUUAAGGUGGACGGGCGCGCAACUGCAUGUACCCUCGACGGUGAGGAUGGUCAGACACUGUUUCUUGUGACGAACAAAGUCCCUAGCGAUGAGAGUUCUUUUCAGGCGAUGGCAAACAAGCGUACUAAGUGUACUGUGAGUACAGCAAAGGUUGAUAUUCCGCGAGGCGCUGCACUUCCAUGA